Molecule: messenger RNA, 1548 nt
Organism: Vicia villosa (hairy vetch)
Lineage: Eukaryota; Viridiplantae; Streptophyta; Magnoliopsida; Fabales; Fabaceae
Product: cyclic dof factor 1-like
Exons: 2
Coding region: 101-1273 (390 amino acids)
Biological process (GO): regulation of DNA-templated transcription
Molecular function (GO): DNA binding; DNA-binding transcription factor activity
Source: RefSeq, a predicted model, not a curated record
UCAUUGUACCUCCUUCUCUCUUCUCUUCUUUUCUUCUCCAUAACCCUUCAUUAUCCAUUGAAACAGAAACAAGACUUUCUGAUAUCUAUACACCAUUGAAAUGUCUGAGGUGAUUAAUGAUUCCACCAUAAAGCUUUUUGGGAGGACAAUUUUUCUAACACACAACACUGAUGUCUCUGCCAAUGAUUCUUCUUCAAAAUUUGAUCCUUCUCUUUCUCAUGAAGAUUUCUCUGAUCACAGUCCUCAUUCAUCUUUAUCUUCAACUUCUCCACUUGAAGAGAAUUCUCCUAUGGAACAUGGAGCAAAUAGAUAUAAGGAAACAUCAAUGAAAGAAGUCACCUCAGUGGAAGAUGAAGAGGCCUCACAACCAACAACAUCUUCAAGCCUUAUUGAAAACCCCAAAACCCCCUCAUCAGAAACAGAAACUUCUCAGCUGAAUUCAACUAAAAUUGAUGAAAUAUCGAAAGUCCAAGCUCCAAAGAAACCAGACAUAAUUGUUCCAUGUCCAAGAUGCAAAAGUACGGACACAAAGUUUUGCUACUACAACAACUACAACGUCAAACAGCCCCGGCACUUUUGCAAGAACUGUCAGAGAUAUUGGACUUCUGGAGGAACCACUAGAAAGAUGCUUGUAGGCGCGGGUCGCCGCAAGAAUAAAAUCUCUCCGGUUUCUUCGGAUGUAUCGCAUUAUCGUCAAAUGAAUACUGUCUUUACCUUUGGAUCAGAUUCUCCUAAUAUGUCUUCAACUCCACAUGACAAGAAAAUGAAUAUUGACUCACAUGAAGAAACAGUUGAUAAGAGUUAUCAAAGUUUUCCUCCACAGUUUCCAUGGAACCCUGCAAUGUGUUAUCCUGUGUCAUUUUAUCCCAAUAUAGUACACUAUGGUGGUUUCUUGCAACCAAUAUGGAAUGAACAAUCUAUCCCAACACAAUCUUGUGCCCCAAGUAAACCUGUAUUAGGGAAACAUUCAAGAGAUGGGGACAUGAUCAAUCAUUCCAACUCAGAGAAAGAAAAGCUUGGAUUAGAAAGCAACAACCAAGAAAGGAAUGAUAGUGUGUUGAUUCCUAAGACAAUGAUAAUUGAUGACACGAAUGAAGUUGCGAAGAGUUCUGUAUGGUCAAUAAUAGGAAUCAAGAAUGGGAGAGGACUUUUCAAGGGAUUUGCGUCUAAGGGCGAUGAUAAGAGUGAUCAUAUUGUCGAAGUAUCCUCAUCAGUAUUGAAAGCUAACCCUGCAGCUUCAUCAAGGUCUCUUAUGUUCCAUGAGAGGGUUUGAUUGGCAAUAAGUAGCACCGAUACCUUUGAUGGAAGGCGUGUACUAAACGUGGCAGUUUUCGCGUCUGAGUAUUUGUAAAUUGUAAAUCAUAGUUGAAAAUAUUCAUUAGAUCCCAAAAUGUUUAAGAGAUAGAUCAUAGGCCAGUUCAAUCACAUUCUGCUAAGGUGCUUUUGAUUUUUGUUAGAAAUUGAUGACUUUGUUGAGUAAAUACCUUUGUAUGUACAUAUUAUAUAUAUGAGAGAGGAUAAUUAAAGAAAGGAAAUGAGAUUCUUGAA